Penicillium longicatenatum is the source of this 990-nucleotide messenger RNA. RefSeq names its product CorA family magnesium transporter. Bases 1 to 990 code for a protein of 329 amino acids. Lineage: Eukaryota; Fungi; Ascomycota; Eurotiomycetes; Eurotiales; Aspergillaceae. Gene Ontology annotation, molecular function: magnesium ion transmembrane transporter activity. Gene Ontology annotation, biological process: mitochondrial magnesium ion transmembrane transport. Gene Ontology annotation, cellular component: mitochondrial inner membrane. The record is from RefSeq and is a predicted model, not a curated record. The transcript has a single exon.
AUGAAUGACUCGACCGAGUUGAAGUGUGCACUUUUCAACGCAGAUGGCUCCACCGCAUUCAAGGAGACCCGUCUCACCAAAGCUGAAGUGGCUCAACAGUAUGGAAUCAAUGGUCGGGACUUACGGAAUGCCGAUCUCGUUUCCGAGGGUAUCCCGCAUAUACUAGUCCGGCCGUCCGCGAUAUUUAUUAGCGUUUUCACCCUUCGUCUGCUAAUCCAGUGUGAUCGAGCUCUACUCUUCCUUCUCGGUUCCGAAACGGAUGGUGUGAAAAUGCAAGAUGUGUUCGAACAUAAUUUACAUAGCAGAGUGCGCACCGAAAAGGGAUCUGGAUUUACGCCUAAUCUUCCAUUUGAACUACGCGUUGUAGAUGCAGCUUUAGCAUCCGUGACUGCAAUCCUUGAGGCUGAGCACUUGAUCCUCCGCGGCGCGGUCGAGAAGCGUCUUGAAGAUUCUAAACAGGAAGAUGUCGUCCACUUGGCUCUACGUGAAUUGCUAGAACAUGGGAAGAAAUUGGCCACCAUUGAGCAACGGGCUCGUCAAGUCCGCUCUGCCCUGCAAGAGCUACUAAAUAAUGACGAAGAUCUCGCAACUAUGUAUUUGACUGAUCGCCAGGCUGGGAAGCCACACGCCAUUGCAGACCACCAAGAAGUCGAAUACCUGUUGGAGGCAUAUUAUAAGAAUGCGGAUGCGAUUGCUGAGUCUGCCGGUGCGCUUGUGGAAGAGGUAAACCGUACUGCAAGAGCCAUCAAGUCAAUAUUGGAUGUCCGGCGAAACCAGAUCAUGAUCUUCGAAGCCCACCUCGAGAUUUGGAUGCUAGGGUUUGCUGUUUCGACUUUUGUGGCUGGCCUCAUUGGAAUGAACGUGGUCAAUUACAUGGAAGAAAGCCCAUAUGCAUUCGUAUGGCUCUCAUCCGGAUGCAUAGUAGCCACCCUACUCAUCUCGAGAAUUGGCAUGUCGAAGCUUAGGAAGUUUCGGAAAAUGCAGCUCUAG